Choloepus didactylus (southern two-toed sloth) is the source of this 2461-nucleotide messenger RNA. It is a transcript of the gene LCP2, whose product is annotated as lymphocyte cytosolic protein 2. NCBI's taxonomy places the organism in Eukaryota, Metazoa, Chordata, Mammalia, Pilosa, Megalonychidae. Gene Ontology annotation, biological process: intracellular signal transduction; cell surface receptor protein tyrosine kinase signaling pathway. The transcript is spliced from 21 exons. Bases 212 to 1819 code for a protein of 535 amino acids. Gene Ontology annotation, molecular function: protein binding. The record is from RefSeq and is a predicted model, not a curated record.
GUCGUUUUCUGAGAAGAGACCAUAUUUGUUCGCAGAGGAAGCCGUUGCUUUCUGGGAUCUGGCUAAGGCAGAAAAGACGUCUGCUCCAACAAACGUGUUUCUGGGAGUUGGGAGAGCCAAGGACGCCUCCAAGCUCUGGAUCUGGGGCUGGCUGUCCAUGGGUGCAGCAUCCUCACUCAGCUUGUGAGCCCCCUACCACAAGAGAACAGCCAUGGCCUUAAGGAAUGUGCCUUUUCGCUCUGAGGUCCUGGCCUGGGACCCCAACAGCCUCGCAGACUAUUUCAAGAAGCUGAACUACAAGGACUGUGAAAAGGCAGUGAAGAAGCACCACAUUGACGGGCCACGGUUUUUGAACCUGACAGAAAAUGACAUCCAGAAGUUCCCUAAGCUCUGGGUGCCGAUUCUCAGCAAGUUGAGUCAAGAAAUCAACAAGAAUGAAGAGAGGAGAAGCAUUUUCACACGCAAACCCCAGGUCCAGCGGUUCCCUGAAGAGACAGAAAGCCACGAAGAAGACAAUGGAGGCUGGUCGUCCUUUGAAGAAGAUGACUAUGAAAGCCCCAUCGAGGAUGAGGAAAGGGAGGAUGAUGGCGACUACGAGUCCCCGAACGAGGAGGCAGAGGCACCCGUGGAGGAUGAUGCUGAUUAUGAGCCGCCACCUUCAAACGACGAGGAAGCCAUGCAGAACUCCAUCCUGCCUGCCAAGCCUUUCCCCAACUCCAUAUAUGCGGACCGGUCCCCCUCCGGGAAGGGCCCACAGCAGCCUCCGGUGCCCCCACAGAGACCGUCGGCUGCCCUCCCUCCUCCGCCAGCAGGCCGGAACCUUGCGCAGCCACCACUCCCACCGCAGUCCAAUCACGAAGAGCCUAGUAAAAGUAAAAACCACAAGACAGCAAAGCUCCCUGCUCCUUCCAUAGACAGAAGCACGAAACCUCCCCUCGAUCGUUCACUAGCUCCAUUUGACAGAGAGCCCUUCACACUAGGAAAGAAGCCAGCAUUUUCUGACAAGCCCUCAAUUCCGGCAGGAAGGCCUCUCGGGGAGCAAUUACCCAAGACAUCAAAGCCUCCGAUACCUCCAACCACUGAAAAACCUGAAAGAAGUAGUCCCCUGCCAGGGAAGAAGCCGCCUGUACCAAAGCACGGAUGGGGACCAGAUAGAAGAGAGAAUGAGGAAGAUGAUGUGCAUCAAAGACCUUUGCCCCAGCCAGGGUUGCCCCCCAUGAGUUCCAAUACUUUCCCUUCGAGAUCUACCAAACCAAGCCCCAAGCAUUCCUUCCCUUCGCCUCACAUGUCGGGAGCAUUCUCAGAAAGUAACAGCAAUUUUCCACAGAGCGCCUCCCUGCCGCCGUACUUCUCUCAAGGCGUUAGCAACAGACCACCUCCUCCCAGAGUUACAGCUGAAGGCAGGAACUUUCCCUUGCCAGUUCCAAACAAACCUUGGCCACCGUCGCCUGGGGAAGAUGAGAAUUCAUUAGAUGAAGAAUGGUACGUUUCUUAUAUUACCCGAACAGAGGCAGAAGCGGCUCUUAGAAAGAUAAACCAGGACGGUACUUUUCUGGUUAGAGACAGCUCUAGGAAAACAGUAACCAAUCCAUAUGUCCUCAUGGUGUUGUACAAAGAUAAAGUUUACAAUAUCCAGAUCCGUUAUCAGGAGGAGAAUCAAGUUUAUUUGUUGGGAACUGGGCUCCGAGGGAAAGAGGACUUUUUGUCUGUGGCAGAUAUUAUCGACUACUUCAGGAAAAUGCCACUUCUGCUCAUUGAUGGGAAAAACCGAGGUUCCAGAUACCAGUGCACCUUAACGCAUGCUGCAGGGUAUCCGUAGCAAGUCAGCCGAGCAAAUGAAACUUCCUCCUGCCUCUUUUGCCCACAUGGGAAGAUCAAUCACCCUCAGCAAACAGACAAACACUUUGAACUGAGUAGAAUUCCUCAACGUGGGAUACAAGGGUUUUGUCCUUUCAUUUAAAAAAAAAAAAAAGUUAGAAAUGAAGACUGUCAAAUACCCCAUAAUUUAUUUAUUAUGCUUCAAUGUUUGUAAAGUGCAUGAGUAAUAAUGUUCACACUUAAAGUCUAGAAGUGCACUGUAAUAAUUCAUUUAAGCAAAAUAGAUGUGUAUUUUUGAAUACCCAUUUCAAAGUAAAGUCGUUUACCCAGCCACAGAAAUAAUUUGGGGCAACUUUAAAGACAUGAGACCAUGUGGUUUUUGGCUUCUCAUAAAACUGAUUGUUUUAAAAAUAGACAAACCUUUGUCAGUCAGAGGCAAUCACUGGUUUUAUACAAAUAAUUUGAAAAUUACUAAAAUACACUUUCUCAGCAGAAAUAAUUUAAGAGGCUUAAAAAUAUAAUUUCAUUCAUUCUUAUUUGGUGAUUUUUUUCUGGGGGGACUUUUGUGUACUUUUUAAUGGAAAGAUAAAUUGCAUGUUGGGAUAACUGCCUGGAAUUAAAAUUAAUUUGCCUUUUUGCUUUA